Toxoplasma gondii ME49 is the source of this 4233-nucleotide messenger RNA. RefSeq names its product zinc finger, C3HC4 type (RING finger) domain-containing protein. The transcript has 5 exons. The record is from RefSeq and is a predicted model, not a curated record. NCBI's taxonomy places the organism in Eukaryota, Apicomplexa, Conoidasida, Eucoccidiorida, Sarcocystidae. Bases 771 to 3743 code for a protein of 990 amino acids.
UUUGUCACUCUCUAUUGUGAAAAUGAUUCAAACCGCGCCUUUCCUCUACCUCGAUUUGGCCGGCAGCAGCCAGCCACGCUGCGCGUCGUUGCCGUGUCAUCUUAAGAUUUACUGAGUGUUUGUCACCUACGAAGUAAAAAGAGUCCUCCUAGUCACAUCCUCUCCCCCUAAACAGUGUACGUGUUAUUUCAUUCUUGUCUCAUGCCAAACAGAUCGCGCUUAAAUCCCUGCCAUGUUGGUGCAUCAGUAUCAGUGGGUCACCCUUUUUGAGUGGGUCUAGCGGCUUCUUAUCGAAUGCUCGAACGGUGCCGUCAUUUGGGACUGCCUGUUUAUUUUUAUUGGUUCUUCCGUGACGCUUUCAAGUGGCAUGUCCUUUCAGAUGCAAGCACCUACUACGACAAAGCAGGCUACAUUCACAAAGCUCGGAUCCCUCUUACGUGAUGCAAGACAAAAGCAUCUCUCUAGGAAACAAGGAGAGACUCAAUCCUCGACCUCUUCGUGAUUAUUUUCCCAGUUUCUCUUCACAGCAGAGGCAGAGACACCAGUUUGAUUUUUUGCUGCAAGUGCCGCUGUUCCACGAACAUGUCACCCGGUAACAGUCACAUGCUGUUUUUUCGUCGGUGCGUCCACAGAUUAGUUGAAAAAGUGAGACAAACAAAUACGUGAAAGCCUCACGUAGCACCUCGUGAAACCGUCAUCGGAGCGGGGUAUUUUGCUUCCACGCCGCCGUACCUUCCCGGAUCCUGCAAUUCCGAACAGGUGACUUCAAGAUGGAGGGUGAGGAACAGCCACUUCGAAACAGGGUUGAACCUGACCAGGGAAUGUCGGUAAACGCAGGCGUCUCCGCUUCUGCAAAUGAGGACUCCACGCACGCAGAAGGGGCUCAGAAUUCGACGCCGCCUUCGCAGCUAGUGAAGAAACGAUGGUUGGAGAAGGUCCAUGUACUUCCCAUAGGUAAUAAGGCAGCGGAUAGCGAAGUCUUCGCCGCUCUGAAGAAGAUGAUGGCGGACGACGUCCUUCUGCAGCAGUAUAUGGCCUUUGAGGUGCCCGUAACGUUGGCGAACUGUCCAACAUCAGGAGCUUCAGUGGAUACGGGAGAACGCUCGAAAGUGGAGACUUCGAAAGAGCCAGAGCCAGAGGCAGACACUCUGCCUGCAUGUACGUACAUCGUGGUAGAGUGCUGUCCACGUUCGGGAUACGUCGGAAGGGAGACGCUGGUUUUCCUCGCUGGUCAACCUCUGCAGCCACUUCGUCGAGUUCAGCUGCUCGCUCUCGUGCAUCCGAAUUCCUCCUACGCUCGCCGCGCUGGGAUCCAUUCGUACCAACAACUUUUUGACCAAGCGCCGUCAUUUCCUUCUCUGGACCGUCAAGAGCCUUCUGUAGAAGACUCUGCCCCCGUGUAUACCCUUUCGUCCAUGGUCCACUCCUCGCCAGCAGCGUCCACGCAACCUGUCGGCCAACUUCUCUCACCCUUCACACCAGCGUUUUUUGACGAUAGACAGGCGGCGUCUGAUGACGGCUUUCCAUUUGGGUUCACCGACAUCAUUGAAGAGCUUGAGAGCGUCAGCAGCAGCACCAGCACAAGCGACGAGGAAACUGAGAGACUAGGCGAGCGACACUCCCACGGCUUCUCUCUCCGGGGGCCAACCGUUCCGCGUCCUGCAUCGCGUGGGGACGUUACAGAAGUUGGAGAAAACGAAAGUGCGGAGUGCUCCGAGGUGGAAGACAGCGAUCGGCCGGCAAGCUUCGAGAGUCGAAGAUCCGCGUCAAGCUCUAGCACGCAGGCAACAGAGGGGCGGAGAGAGAGUGGAGACGGAAGUGGCGACGCUCUGUUGAAAGGACCAGCGAGAGGCGGGCUUUGUGUUUGUUCGAGAACCGAAAAAAACCAUCCGAGCCAGACGUUUGGAGAGAAUUGGGGCGGCAAAGCAAGGUCCAGCGAAGCAGAAGCCACGCACACCGCAUGCCCGGGGCACACCUGCAAGGCAGACACCAGCCGAGGAGACGCGUCUGCUGCUGAACGACGCCGUUUCCAGAGACGCCGCCUUCAACAGCAUUCGCAGUUCUUCGAGUCAGAACCUAGAAAUGGAAGCAACACAAGACGUGGCUGGUUGCCCGGUACCAUUCGUGUUCGCCUGCGGGAGCGGAUAUCAACAGUUCAGACGAGUGGAGAACGUGGAAGCGGCGUGUGUCGCGCAGGGAAAAGACUCGAAAGAUUGGAUCCGGAAACGCUGUUCCGAGAGUUCGUCGAGCCACAUCUAAGUUCCCGAAUCUAUGGACCCCGCGGCCGGAAGUCGGGUUCCACGUCCACAGUCGUUCUGUAUCCGGGGAAGAAACUGGUCAUUGGGGACCUCACCUUCGUUGUGUGGGCUACGGAUCCGCGAAACAACCCUGGAUUCGUUGAUGAAAACACGUCAAUCUACAUCUCUCUGGACCCGUACGGUGAAUUCAAGCGCGUCCACUUCGUGCCGUUCUCCGACACCCUCCCGACAACGUAUCGCUUCGACUUUUACGACGACUACCUGAAACCCUUUCUUUUAGAAAAUACUUGGAGAAACUUCACUCGCGGGGAUGUUUACUCCUAUAGGGGCGUUGAGUUCAAGCUUAUCGCGACGGAGCCGGCGUCGUGCAAUAUCGCUCGAGUCGGGCCGGAGACAAUCGUUCACUAUCAAGGGUCAGUGGAGCCUACCAUCAUGGACCUGUUGCCACCUGACAUCCUUCAGCGCAUUCGACGGCUGCCCGUGCGUUUGCAGCCCUUCGCUAUAAUUUCAGCAGCUCAGGCUUUGGACCCGCAAGUUCUGAUGCGCGUAAUCCCAGCUGCCUCUAUUCGCGGACCACGUCAAGGACUCAGCGAGCAGAUGGUCGAUGUCCUUCGCGAUCGGCUUGUUCAUCCUUUUUCAUUUGCUCACUACCUACACUCAUUCCGAGAUUUGUGUGAGCGGAAGUUGCCUUCGGGAGCGAAGCCAGACGAUAGCCCAUGCAAGCGGAAUGCCUCGCCAGGUUCAUCAAAGCAGCAGGCUGCGAUGGGCACGACAACGCACGACAGAGAUCCACAGAAGUCUGCUCGCGGAGAUACCAAUAUCACCCACAUCAUUCAGCAGCCAUCAGGGGUAGAGAUUGAAAGACAAACUGAGCAAGUGAAGGAUGACUCAGCUUCGUCGACAUUUGCAGUGAGGGUGCAGCCGGAGUCACUCUCUGAUGCACUGUCGUCUGUGAGCACGCCGGGGCAUGAAGGUGGACCGAGUGAUAAACGGCCGCCACAAGAAGAGGAAGGAAACUCAGACAAGAGUCGUCGCAACCUUGAGGCAGUGCAAGGCGUUGAAGCGAAUUCAGAAGCACCGUUGAGUCCUGACCACAGUGAGACUGCAGAAAAACCCGCUUGGAGCAUGUGUGUAGAUGAAUUUGAAAGACCAAGCUGCACUGUUUGUACACUGACUCUCGAGGAAGGUGAUCUGAGCAUCAUUCUGCCGUGUGGUCAUGUGUUUCACUGGCAGUGUGCUCAUGCUUGGCUUCGGUGCAACAGUACGUGUCCUAAUUGCCGUGCAGAUAUAAAUGUGCUUCUGCAACGGGAUAAUGGGGAAAGAAGUGACAGCGCAUGUGCUUCGCGAAUGAGCAGUACAAGGGAUCGUUCGCGAAGCGAUGGCCAGCGUACCGAGUGGCACCGCAGAAAUAGAGGAGAUGAAAAUGAUAGACAAGGUGGUAUAGGGAACGCUUUUCGUAGCUGGUUCAGUAGCAUUCUCUCUUGACCGUAACCCCCGAACCCUGCGAAAGGAAAUCAGCACCUGUCCUUGUAUUGAAAACCGAAAAACGAAUUUGUAUGGUCCCUCCUUUGUUGACAGCUUGUUACUCUCACGAUGGGUUUCAGGGGUAUCCCUUCUGUCGAUGCUUGUGGAAACAACGCUGAGCAACAGUGAGGUCACUGCCUAUGCAUGGAGCCAAUGUGUACUCAAGAUUAUGUUUUUUCAACGAAUUCAGUGCCCUCGACGCCAUCGGCCAUGGGUUCUCGGUUUUUGGCUUGGUGGAUAUACAGUCAGGCUAGCAAGUCAUAAUUGAGAAGAUGUGGAUGUUGAAGCGCAACAAGGCAUAGUUGGUUUUAGGCUCACCGUUGGACAAAAUACGAAUCUCAACCCCUUCUGUCGACUACUCGGUCGCGGUUAUUCUCUGUUGUCCACAAAAUAUGAGACAGAAUAUCGACACGACCGUGCCGGUUCAUUGAACUCUACAGAGCUGAAGUUC